This is a messenger RNA of Drepanopeziza brunnea f. sp. 'multigermtubi' MB_m1, 2088 nucleotides long. RefSeq lists its product as uncharacterized. Gene Ontology annotation, cellular component: ESCRT-0 complex. NCBI's taxonomy places the organism in Eukaryota, Fungi, Ascomycota, Leotiomycetes, Helotiales, Drepanopezizaceae. Gene Ontology annotation, molecular function: protein binding. Gene Ontology annotation, biological process: protein transport to vacuole involved in ubiquitin-dependent protein catabolic process via the multivesicular body sorting pathway. The record is from RefSeq and is a predicted model, not a curated record.
AUGUACAAACAAGAUUCCCUCAAGCCGUCGCCGCUUAACCCCAACCGUGACGCCCCUAACAGCUUGGGCAGAGAGGACACGGGCGGCAAUGAGAGCGACGCGUCUGACAGCUCAAGUGGUCUCGGGAUUAAUUUUUAUGAUAACCGCCGGGGUGGUCGACGCAGUGUUUGCUAUGACAAGGAGGAAGCUGAGCAGAAAGACUAUCAAGGCAUCGCCGCUGUCUCUCAAGUUAAAGGCCCGCCGCAAGGAGCUGCAAGACGUCCAUCAGGGGAGAGAGCGAAGCCCACCCAUGACCACCUCCUCAACCCGCCCUCCGCGAGCACCCUUCUCCAACAAACCCCGCGCCUCGCCAACUUCGCUGCAAAGCUGAUCCCCGAGCUCGGAAAGCCGUCGUCGGUGCUGCUUGACGAGCUGAUCGAGGAGAACCUGAGAGGGCAAGCCGAGGACUUUGUACGCAUUGCCAGCAGAGCGACGCCCGUGCGGGCCUUGUCGACGGCAGGCGUCCACUCACCACGCUCUGCCAGCAGAAGAUCGGUUUCGGCGCCGGUAGCUCAGGGCCUGGGCCUUGACGUCCUAAGUGGAGGCGGUGGUGGCGUUGUACAGUUUAUGGAUGAUGAUGUGGAGACGUUGCAUUUUCAGACCAGCCGCGGCAUUAUUGAAACAGCUCCACUGGCCCCCCUCUUCGAGAGCCCUUCAUCGGCAAAUCCAACGUUCGAGUCAACCUCAACCUCAACCUCAACAUCAAAAUCAACAUCGACUUCAACGACGCAGACACAGAUCCGCAAAUUGAGCGCCAACUGGUCUAGUAGCCCGCACAUUGGCAGUGUCACGGGCCCCAGAUAUCGCAUCCAGAGCGCGAGAGAGUUGAGCGGGAAACGACUCGGCGGUGGUGCUGGCAGCGGAUUCAGCCCUCAUAGUUCUACGACCAAGAUCAAGAACAGGAGUAGUAGUACCUCUUCUUCUUCUUAUAUUUCCAAUUCGCCAAGUGGUCAAGGCCUUGCCAUCGGCAUUCCCGCGCCGGCGUUUAAAAACAAGCUUCGCAUCCCCAUCCACUCCAAGCCUUCUCCUGUCCAGGUCCAAAAGCGACCAGACCGGAGUUCAGAGCACCGGAAUCGCGGCCCGGAGUGGUUCAGCCCCGAGGAACGUUUGGCCAUUACAGAGCUGGUAUUUGCUUCCAAGCUCAGCUGCGAGCACCACGUCAAUUGCAGGACUUGCAUCGAGCAGCAGUAUUCGUACUACGAGAACAACGCCCUGCCGCCCACCAUGGAUCCCGACCAGAGACAGAAGAUCAUCAACCGGAACCGCAGUCUGAGGAACAUCAAGAAUGAACUCGAAGCCCUCGCUGAGACUGGUGCCAUCAGCGAUGAAGCCUACGAUGCCAUCAUGAGCCACUUGCCCCAGGAAUCCUCUCUCAACCGCGCAGCCUCAACACAAGCAGAAGCACAAGCUCCAGCACCUGUGCCUGCGCCAACCCCGUCUCCUGUCCCAACGGCAGCCUUCAACGCCCUCCAAGUCUCAGCAGACCCUCCCCCACCAGCCUACACCACACCCGCCCUCCCAAGCCGCGAACCCUCGGCGCCCCCGCCCAAACCCAAACCCGAAAUCGCCAGAGCGACGGCCCUGUAUCGCUACACCGAGCCCUCAGACUGCAACUUCGAGCCAGGUGACCAGAUCGCCGUGCACGAGUACAUGAACGCCGACUGGUGGCUCGGCAGGAACCUGCGCACCGGCAAGGAAGGCGUGUUCCCCGUCAACUACGUGCAGGUUCUGCCUGCGCAGCAGCAGCAGAACAUGAACCCAUACGGCGGCGCUUACCCCAACGAGAAGAUGGGUGGUGGUGGAUAUCCCGGACAGUACAACCAACACCAGCCGCAGCAGAUGGGCCCACCACCGGGGGCCGGACCCAGUAACCCUUACGACAGCAGCGUGCCUCCCAUGGCAAUCGCGGAGCAGCCAAGUGAUGGUGGUAAGCAGCCGGGUAACAAAGGGUCCGAGAUGGGCAAGAAGUUCGGCAAGAAGCUAGGCAACGCGGCGAUCUUUGGGGCUGGGGCAACGAUUGGUGGGAAUAUCGUGAACAGCAUCUUUUAG